Rubroshorea leprosula is the source of this 1502-nucleotide messenger RNA. NCBI's taxonomy places the organism in Eukaryota, Viridiplantae, Streptophyta, Magnoliopsida, Malvales, Dipterocarpaceae. The record is from the annotation of a GenBank genome assembly.
CUCGUUUCCAAUCGCCUCUGUAGCUCUCUAGAGUUUAUUCCUUCCUUCUCUUCUUCUCCAUCUUCAUUUCCUUCCUCAUCACUUCUCUCCUCUCCUCUUCUUAUAUAUAGCAUCAGACACUGAGAUAAUCGAAUUAAACCAUUUUAUUGUUGUGUUCAAGAAAUUGAUAAAAAGAGAGAGAAAAAAAAUGGUGUUUUCUCAUCUGGGCUCUCUGCUCCUGGCUUUGUCUUUUCUUGCUGUUGUAGCUUCUGGGUCUCAUAGAAACCUCCCAAUUUUGUCAUUUGAUGAAGGUUAUACCCAGUUGUUUGGGGAUGAUAAUCUGGCCAUCCAUAGAGAUGGGAAAACCGUUCAUUUGUCUCUGAAUGAAAGAACAGGUUCUGGAUUUGUGUCGCAUGACCUUUACUUGCAUGGUUUCUUCAGUGCCUCAAUAAAAUUGCCUGCUGAUUACACUGCUGGAGUUGUGGUUGCUUUCUAUAUGUCAAAUGGUGAUAUCUUUGAGAAGAACCAUGAUGAAAUAGAUUUUGAGUUCUUGGGUAACAUCAGAGGCAAAGAGUGGAGGAUUCAGACCAAUGUUUAUGGAAAUGGAAGCACCAGUGUUGGCAGAGAAGAGAGAUACAAUCUCUGGUUCGACCCUUCUGAUGAUUUCCAUCAGUAUAGUAUUCUCUGGACUAAUUCUCAAAUCAUAUUUUAUGUAGACAACGUCCCAAUUAGAGAGGUUAAAAGGACACCACCAAUGGGUGGAGACUUCCCCUCUAAGCCAAUGUCCUUGUAUGCCACAAUAUGGGAUGGUUCAGAUUGGGCUACAAAUGGUGGUAAAUACAGAGUCAAUUACAAAUAUGCACCCUACGUUGCUGAGUUCUCUGAUCUGAUCCUCCAUGGCUGCGCUGUUGAUCCUAUUGAGCCAUCAUCAAAGAGGUGUGAGAACGCCAAGAGCUUGGAAGCAAUUUCUUCUGGCAUUUCCCCAUUGCAAAGAGCCAAGAUGGAUAACUUCAGGAGGAAGCACAUGACAUAUUCCUACUGCUAUGACCAAAUCCGCUACAAAGUUCCUCCCCCUGAGUGUUUGAUUGUUCCCCAAGAAGCCGAGCGACUUAAAAGGUUCGACCCUGUCACUUUCGGAGGAGGCAGGCGCCACCAUGGCAAAAGACACCACCGCAGCACCCAAUCUGGGACUGAUUCUGCCUAGAUCUUACCAGGGUACGCCAGCAUCAUACUCAUCUUUAUUCUAUGUUCUGUUUGAUCUAGCUGGGGGUCGGUCAGUUCUUUCUUGUGUAUAAAAAAAAAUGUGGGAGAGCACAGAUUUUUCCUGAAGGUGAUAUCAUUACAUGGGUUCAUGAUGUGGGCAUGUGUAUAGUUCAUACGAUUAGCUUCCCAGGUACUUUUUUAUCAUUGGUGUUUGUUUUUUGGCGUUUUAUAAAUUGAAUUUGGUGAUGGGUUUUCUGUACUUUCCUCGCACCCCUCUCAUGGGCAGAAUAAAUGCUCUUAAGCAUUUGCAUUUUUAUUUU